Molecule: messenger RNA, 1011 nt
Organism: Yarrowia lipolytica CLIB122
Lineage: Eukaryota; Fungi; Ascomycota; Dipodascomycetes; Dipodascales
Biological process (GO): mitochondrial phosphate ion transmembrane transport
Cellular component (GO): mitochondrial inner membrane
Molecular function (GO): phosphate transmembrane transporter activity
Source: RefSeq, a predicted model, not a curated record
AUGUCGCAAUCAUCACCAAGUUUCUGGAUCCGAGCGUCGUUGGACGGAGCCGCCAAGGGCGUUGAGAAGGAGGUUCAAAAGGGCGUCGACGAGCUGCGCAAGAAGACUGGGCCCAUCGAGCUGUAUUCCACAAAGUACUUUUUGGCCUGCACCAUUGGAGGAAUCAUUGCCUGUGGCCCCACCCAUUCGGCCGUGACUCCUCUGGAUGUGGUCAAGUGUCGACGACAGGUGGACCCUAACAUCUACAAGGGCAAUCUGCAGGGCUGGUCCAAGAUCAUGGCCACCGAGGGCUUUGGCGGCAUCUGGGCCGGUCUGGGAGCCACCUUUAUCGGUUACUCCUUCCAGGGAGCCGGAAAGUACGGACUUUACGAGGUGUUCAAGUACCAGUACUCCCAGCUUCUGGGCGAGCCUUACGCGUCCAAGUACAAGACGGGAGUGUUCCUGGCGGCCUCUGCCACCGCCGAGUUUAUCGCCGACAUCUUUCUGUGUCCCUGGGAGGCCAUCAAGGUGCGAACCCAGACCACCAUUCCUCCCUUUGCCAAGGGCCCUAUUGACGGCUGGAAGAAGAUUGUCGCCUCCGAGGGUCUGGGCGGUCUCUGGAAGGGUCUGGGUCCCCUCUGGUUCCGACAGAUCCCCUACACCAUGGUCAAGUUUGCUUCGUUCGAGAAGAUUGUCGAGAAGAUCUACGAGUAUCUCGGAAAGCCCAAGAAGGACUUCUCCACCGCCCAGCAGAUUGGAGUCUCCUUUGCCGGAGGUUACCUGGCCGGUAUUCUGUGUGCCGUCAUUUCCCACCCCGCCGACGUCAUGGUCUCCAAGGUCAACAGUGAGCAGAAGCCCGGCGAGUCCACUCUGCAGACCGUGGAGCGAAUCUACAAGCGAAUUGGUUUCAAGGGUCUUUGGAACGGUCUGCCGGUGCGAAUCUUCAUGAUUGGUACCCUGACCGGUAUGCAGUGGCUCAUUUACGAUACUUUCAAGCUGUCGGUCGGUCUGCCUACUACUGGAGGUCAUUAA